Drosophila ficusphila is the source of this 964-nucleotide messenger RNA. RefSeq names its product papilin. The record is from RefSeq and is a predicted model, not a curated record. Gene Ontology annotation, molecular function: chitin binding. The transcript has 3 exons. Bases 12 to 893 code for a protein of 293 amino acids. Gene Ontology annotation, cellular component: extracellular region. NCBI's taxonomy places the organism in Eukaryota, Metazoa, Arthropoda, Insecta, Diptera, Drosophilidae.
UGAAAGCGUUCAUGCUGUUUGGCCUUCUGGUGGCUCUUUUGGCUCCCGAAAUGGUGAAUGCCACGUGUGGCAAGUGUGUGGAAGCACACGCCUGCAUUGGUGAAAGGACAUUUCAGCUGUGCUUCGAUGGUGUUCGGGAUCAGACUGCCAACUACACCUGUCCCGAUGAGAGACCCAUUUGCACGGACUACGGAAUAAUUUGCCUGGCGAAUGGAACGGAUACAAAACGCGGAUGUGGGGAUACUUCGAACUGCGGACUUUGCUCCGGAGCUUCAACCUUUGCCUGCACUUCGCCGACCACUUUUGCACUUUGCUCUGGUGGAGAGGUUGCGGGUAGUAAUAACAAAUGUGAGACAGAUUUUGUUUGCAGUGUGGCAAAUGCUCCUCUAGGAAAUCCCUGCAUUUCCCGCUGCGACUCCACCGACGAUGAUAUUUGUGAUCGGAGCUUGGAGGCCGAUGAUGAGAGCACCACUGCAAGCACCACCGACAGCACCACCGACAGCACCACCGACAGCACCACCUCUUCUGUUACGUCCAGUGGUACCGACAGCUCUUCUACAGAUUCAUCCGCAGUAACCACUGAGUCCUCGACAGGAACUUCUAGUGACGGCUCCACUGUGACUGCCACUGAGACCAUCAGCACCACCACCGAAAGUCCCGGAACCACUCCGGUCUUCAAUGAAGUAACCUAUUGCCAGGGAAUCAACUCAACGGGUCGCUAUCCCAUUCCGAAUGACACCGUUUGCACAAACUACGUUUACUGCUUGUACAGGAGUAGCAGCUGGACAGGAUUAUUAUAUGCCUGUCCUUCAGCAAAGCCUUAUUUCGAUGCUGAUAUAAACAACUGCGCCACUGUAAAACCAGCCAAUGCGGGAUGCACUGACUUAGUCUAAUUAUUUAUCAUAUAUAAAUAAUACACAAAAUACAAAUUUAAACUUAAUAAAUGGAAAAUAAUACCAAAGGA